AUGAAAAGAUUUAACAGGCUCGUUUGUCUUCUUACCGUUUGCGCUGCUUUUCUAAUAAUAUUAGUAAACUGCAACUGGACUCCAUGCUCUUAUCUAGCGGAGACCACUGUAGUAGAUUGUUCUGGACAGCGUUUUAAUAGAAUUGCUCAAAUUGCUCGAUUGAAAGCACCCAUAUCCGAAUUUUAUCCAAGCACAAUUGGAGGUCAAAUACACCUGCUGAAUUUGAGUGGGAACGCUUUUCAAUCAAUCAAUUCCAGUUCUUUCUCAUCACUGCGGCAUCCAGAAACUCUUGAAAUACUGGACAUAUCUCACAAUGCGCUGAUGUUCAUAUCUCCCGGUGCCUUCAGAACUUUAUCAAAUCUUAAAAUUCUUUUAGUAAACGAUAAUCAAUUGCACGCACUGGAUCGUUUAUCAUUUGUUGAAUUGGAAUCCUUGGAGGAGUUAAAUUUAGACUCAAAUCCGCUAUCCUCAUUUCCGGAUGGAACUUUUGCAUCACUUGGCAAGCUUCGUAGAAUAAGUAUUAUGUCAAAUCAGCUAUCAUGUGACUGUCAAAUAGCUCACUUACUUCGUUUUAUUAAGGAUCAGCAAGUGCAAGUUUCAGAUCGGACAGUUUGCAUAUUUCCUCAUUCACUUCGAGGAAUAGAGGUUGCAAGACUGAGUGUAAAGGCAUUGAAAAGAAGUUGUGGAAAAGGCGACUUUAAUCCGGCUGUGUUCGAUUUGGAGCCUACUUCACGAUCAUUGGUAGUAUAUCCGGGUGAUGAGAAGAAUAUCACAUGCAAAGUGUCGAAAUCCAACAAUGUACAAAUGGAAUGGCUGAAAAAUAACGUUCCUUUGGCUGAUUCUUCACGAUUAUUUACCACAUACUACAAUGAUAGUGAAUUUCUAUACUUGAAACUCUCUUUGAAUCCAGUGAUUUGGGAAGACGAAGGUGAUUGGACAUGCUAUGUGGAACAGGACCGAUCGGUGUUAAGGAAUACAGUACAUAUGACACCAGUGCUGGUGAAUACGCUUUAUUGUGUACAGGAAUGGCAUGCGGAUGAAAAAGGUGAAAUAAUUUGGGCAGUUUCUAAGCAAGGAUUAGUUACGGCCAAAUGUCCCAAUGGUCCUGCGAACGCCAGAGCAUAUCGACGAUGUAAAUAUGGAAAAUGGGAAAUACCAGACACAAGUCGAUGUGCUUAUACUUCCCCGCUAAUUAAACAUUUCCUAACACUGUUGCAACAUAAACAAACAUCUCAGUACGUGGACGAAUUAUUUCGAAUAAAGAGGCGGCCAAUCGAAAUGUCCGCCUAUGAAACUCGUCUCGUUGGCUGGCUUAUAGGUAAUGCAACUGGUUUAUCUAGUCGACAAAUGCUAGCUGCAUUGAAUUUCGUUUUACAAUCGGAAUUUGUCCGCACUGAACUUAACGGUAAUAAUUGCUAUUUUGCUGUAUAA
This is a messenger RNA of Cercopithifilaria johnstoni, 1431 nucleotides long. NCBI's taxonomy places the organism in Eukaryota, Metazoa, Nematoda, Chromadorea, Rhabditida, Onchocercidae. The record is from the annotation of a GenBank genome assembly.